This is a messenger RNA of Aspergillus terreus NIH2624, 1362 nucleotides long. RefSeq lists its product as uncharacterized. Bases 1 to 1362 code for a protein of 453 amino acids. The transcript is spliced from 5 exons. NCBI's taxonomy places the organism in Eukaryota, Fungi, Ascomycota, Eurotiomycetes, Eurotiales, Aspergillaceae. Gene Ontology annotation, molecular function: FAD binding. The record is from RefSeq and is a predicted model, not a curated record.
AUGCCGAUCAAUGCGCCAUCGCAAAGGGAAGCUGGUUGGACAGCUUUUGGCGAACGAACCAAACCGGCGCGUAUGCAGCAACUGUCUGGGAGAUGGGCAAGACAGGGCAGUGCUCCAUUGACACGCCUGUUGAGGCUCGGUGUGAUCAAGGAAUUGGUAUGUCGACACAGCCGCAGAGGAACAUCUUCCGUUCGCCUUGCUGAUGAUAUGAUAUUGCUAUCCCGUAGUGCCGUAUUAUGCGGUCGAUGCACGGAGUGUCCAGAACAUUCAGAAGACUGUGAGAUUCGCCACCUGGGCCGCUCCAGUAGAAAAGGAGCGCUUUCUAUCUGGACGCACCAUAUGAAGGGUAUGGAAUGGCACGACUCUUUCAUCCCUCAAGGUGCACCAGUUGGAACCAGUGGUAUCGCUGCGGUGACUUUGAAGGCGGGAGAGCAGUGGUUCGAUGUAUACCAAGCAGCUGCCAAGCGUGGAGUGUUGGUUGUGGGAGGGUCAGCGCGCACUGUAGGAGCCGCUGGAGGAUAUUUGCUAGGAGGAGGCCACUCACCGUUCGCACAUUACUACGGCCUCGCUGCCGACAACCUCCUGGAAGCAAGUAUCGUAUCCGCCGACGGACGACACCGAGUCAUCAAUUCAUUCACCGACCCUGAAUACUUCUGGGCGAUUCGUGGUGGUGGCGGCAGUGCUUGGGGGGUCAUCACAUCCGUUACCUACAAAACACAUCCAGUCCCGUCGAGUCUCCUGAUCGGCCUCGUUCAGCUGAAUGCCUCUAGCGCCGCUAGCUAUAAGCAUGUUGUCGCCGAAAGCCUAAAGCUGCUGCCGGCGGUGACAGACGCAGGAUACACUGGAUAUGGCACCAUGGAGAACGGAUUCGCGGCGAUUUUCCUCCAGCCCAACGGGACUGUAGAGUCCUUUAACAAGACUUUUGCUCCAUUCUUCAACCUUACGCAGCUUACCGGUGUCUCUGGGACUGUCGGCGCAUACCCAUCGAGCUGGGAUGGUUAUAUUAAAACCUUUCUGAGGGAUCCCAACAUUGGGACCAGCAUUCAGGAUGCGGGCCGGCUCUUGACGACCGACGUCCUUACAGAAAAAUCGCAGAUGCUGGCCGAGUUUAUCCAUGAGAACCGUCAGGGCGCGGGAUUUAAUUUCAUUGGCAAAGUCAACAAUGACCAGCGCGACAAGACAGCCGUCCAUGAUGUGUGGAAACGCAGCCACGCGCUCAUUGGCAUCGGCAUAGAUUGGAAAGACACAGCGUCCGUUGAGGAGAGACAGCAAAAGAUACAGCACCUCGUACAAUUGAGUGAGCGGUUUACUGAGAUUGUCGGAGAAGAUGGCGGGACUUAUAUUAAUGAAGCCAACCCGUGA